Messenger RNA from Melampsora larici-populina 98AG31, 1338 nucleotides. RefSeq lists its product as uncharacterized. Bases 217 to 927 code for a protein of 236 amino acids. Lineage: Eukaryota; Fungi; Basidiomycota; Pucciniomycetes; Pucciniales; Melampsoraceae. The transcript is spliced from 6 exons. The record is from RefSeq and is a predicted model, not a curated record.
AUUUAAUCCUAUCGAUUCUCGUCGAUUCUUCUCAUUCCUUCCUCAUUCAGUACUCAAAUCUCUCUAUAUUUUCAAAAUCAUUUAUUAGUCCUAUUAAAACUCUUCCAACCUAACCUCUAUUACUUUAUCCUCUUAUAUACAUCGAAGCUUACUUCGUUUCCUUCCAAAUCUUGGUUCUAUCCAUCCUCAACCAAGAAAUCCUUUUUCAUUUCAAAGAUGUCUUCAACCGAAGCUGCCACCGCUGCUCCUGCUCCUGUCAACGCUCCCGAGACGGUCGAAACCACUUCUACUCCUAACAAGUUCGACAAUGUUGGCAAAACCGUUGGAGGAAAGGUCAAAGGCCUCUUUAAGGUCAUUAACACCGCUGGUGAACAGCUCCGAGGAAACAUCAACGCUGCCUUAGAUGGUACCGGUGAUGCGAUCGCCGGCCGAAAAUCCGGCGAGGUCACAAGCAAAGGAGUUAACCCUACUGCCCCAGCUGCUACUGAAGCCACCGCUGCUGAGCCAGUCGCUGAGAGCUCUGCUGCUCCUGCGACUGCUGCUUCCGUCGAUGCAGCCCCUGCUGCUGGUGCCUCUGCUACUGAGGCAACUGCCACCACUCCUAGCACCAAUGCUACCCCAGGUCAGAAACAGUUCCCAGUUGGUCAAUUCAUCAACAAGAGUCUUAAACGUACCGUCACUCUUAUCAAGAAUGUCACCAACAACCUACGCUCCAACGUCAACACCGGUGUGCAUGGUGUCGGUAACACUCUCUCGCAGCAAAAGGACCGAGCCUCAAAACGCUUCAGCCGUGCUCCUCGUGCUGAGGCUGAGCCAGUAGCUACCGCUGUUGAACCCGAGUCGGUCACACCCGAAGUUGCCGCUCCUACACCAAACAACACCACAGCUGAAAUUGUUCCUGCAGCUGCACCUGCCGUUGAAGCAUAAUUGAGGCCCGCCUCGCAACAUGUCCUUCCACGCUGAUCACGAACCCCUUUACGACCAUACAUGAUUCCCAAGUCGUAGUUAUACCCACCCAUUUCACCGAUCUCACAAAGUCUAUUACGAAGUUUUAUACCAUACAUGAUCCCCUUACUAACUCUCGUAAUGCUUAUAUACCCUUUCUCUCCUCCUAUUUUCGUUGAUGCUUUUAUAUUCUCUUUUUUUUUGGAAAACUUACAUGUAUAUUGAUCUCAAAUCAUUUUUUUUUUCAUCAUCAUCAUCAUCAUCUUUUCGAUUCUCAUUUGAUUUCUUUUCCGGUUUCUUCUUCUCGUUGUUGUUUCUUCUCUUGUUCUUUGAAUUAAAGAUACGCUUCAACAUGGAAUUCGUGAACAGAAAUUCAUACCUUUUUUAUCUUUG